Phragmites australis (common reed) is the source of this 600-nucleotide messenger RNA. Its product is annotated as NDR1/HIN1-like protein 10. Gene Ontology annotation, biological process: defense response to other organism. The record is from RefSeq and is a predicted model, not a curated record. NCBI's taxonomy places the organism in Eukaryota, Viridiplantae, Streptophyta, Magnoliopsida, Poales, Poaceae. Bases 1 to 600 code for a protein of 199 amino acids. The transcript is spliced from 2 exons.
AUGCAGCAAACACAUCAAGGAGUUGUCUAUGGCUACAGCGAGGUAACUAUCGUGUCCAGCGCCGGCGCUCCCCCGUACCCUGAGCCACUGCCACAGCCUCCUCCACGCCGCCGUAUGAGCCCGUUCCGCAUCCUGGUCAGGGCCUUCAUCGCCGUGUGCUUCUUCAUCGGCGCCCUCUCGCUCCUCAUCUGGCUCAUCUACCGUCCCCGGACGAUCCAGGUCGCCGUCAUUACCGCGACGCUCUCCCGCUUCGACCUGAACUCCACAGCGAACGCCCCGCCGGAGGGGUUGUACCAGGACGCGCGCUUCGGCCGCACCGCGCUGCCGGUGUCGUUCCAGGGCACGAGGCACACCGACACUGUGCCGGCCGUGCUCGCGGGCAGCUUGCCCAUGAGCUUCGGGGACUCUGUCGUCGAUGCGUUCCGUGGUGACAACAGCACGGGGGUGUUCCCUGUGGACCUGUGGAUCAACGGGGUCGUGCGCUACAAGUUCGGCGAGCUGACAACCACCACGGAGAGCACGCUGUCGGUCAAGUGCCAUCUGGCGCUACAGCUGAUGGUGGCGUUGGGUUGGGUCGAGUGUACUGUGAUCGACUUCUGA